Messenger RNA from Colletotrichum acutatum, 1692 nucleotides. Its product is annotated as transmembrane amino acid transporter. The coding region runs from base 1 to 1692 and encodes 563 amino acids. Gene Ontology annotation, biological process: amino acid transmembrane transport. Gene Ontology annotation, molecular function: L-amino acid transmembrane transporter activity. The transcript has 5 exons. Lineage: Eukaryota; Fungi; Ascomycota; Sordariomycetes; Glomerellales; Glomerellaceae. The record is from RefSeq and is a predicted model, not a curated record.
AUGGAGCCGCCGGCGGUGAUACUGCACGACCCCAACGUAACGUUUGAAGAGUACCUUUACUGGGCCGACGUCACGCGUGCCGAGGAGAAGCUGGCUAAUGAGCGGUAUUUACACUCUCGAGGACCCGUGACGCUCAAGGGUCUUGUGAAAGAUCGCUUCAGGAAGGGCGACGAGCAUAACGGGAGUGGAAGCGAUAAGGCUUUGCAACCUGCGGAGAGUAGGGACGGCGGUGUCGUUACGCCCGAGGAGUGGAAGACAGCGAGUAGGGCGGUGAGGACUGCUGGCUGGGGCGCGGUGUUCUAUCUCAUCACCACGGAUAUCCUUGGGCCAUUUUCUACGCCGUGGUUCAGCUGGGCCUUUGCGCAGAUGGGCUACGGGCCUGGUAUCGCGCUCUACACCGUCUUCGGCGUCAUGUCGUUGUACUCCGGCUGGAUCCUCUACAAAGCUUUCCUCGGCCUCGACUCGGACAGAUACCCCCUCAAAGGCUACGGUGACCUCUACUUCCGCGUCUUUGGCGCCAAGGCGCGGCACGCCAUCAACUUUGCCCAAGGUCUACAGCUCAUGUUGUUUGUGGCCGUCCUGAUCCUCGCGAACGGGCAGUCCAUCUCGCAGAUCAGCAAGGGCCCCAACGGCAACGCGGGAAUCUGCUUCGUAGCGUGUCUUGUCAUCUUCAUGGCCGCCGGGUUCAUCUUGGGCCAGAUUCGGACGCUGCAGCGGUUUUCGUGGAUUGCAAAUCUGGCUGUGUGGGUGAACUUGCUCAUCAUUUUCAUCUGCAUGGGCGUCGUGGCACACUCUCCUCCCAAUUUCGCCGCAACGCAGGCCUCCUUCGGCGACGCCUUCGGACCUGGACCCGUCAUCACCUACGCCGGCACACCCCCACCCGGCAUGGCCUCGGGCGGCUCCGGCUUUUUGGGUUCCAUGAACGGGUUGAACCAAGCCGUCUACUCGUACGGCGGCUGUCUCAUCUUUGCGGCCUUCAUGGCGGAGAUGCGGCACCCCAUGGACUUCUGGAAGGCUCUUCUCUGCGGCGAGGUCUUUAUCUACGUGUGCUACCUCGUCUUUGGGUUGUACGUGUACUCCUUCCAGGGCCAGUACGCCUUCAACCCGGCCAUGCAGAGUCUGUCACCGUACUGGUGGCAGACGGCAACCAAUAUUCUGGGUCUGGUGACGGGUUUGAUCGCGGCGGGGUUGUAUGGGAAUAUCGGCAUGAAGGUUCUUUACGUCGAGCUGCUGCAGGAAAUUUUUGGGGCGCCGCCGUUGACCGAGUCCGCGGGUAAGAUGCUGUGGGCAGCGGUGAUCCCCGUUUACUGGGCUCUCGCCUUCAUCAUUGGCGCCGCUGUGCCGCAAUUCUCCCUGGUGUCUGGUUUCAUCGGGGCGCUGUUCAUCCUGAGCUUCACAUACACCCUUCCCGCGCUGCUCGGCUUGGGCUAUUGGAUUCGUAAGGAUGCAAUGGUGCCGGAGCAGGAGACGUUUGACCCCGCUACGGGUAGGUACGCGUACGUCGACGGCGGGUUCCAGCGAUACUGGAGGGGGUUCAUGAAGAGGCCUCUCUUCAAUGCUUGGAACAUCUUCUACAUGCUGGGAGGGCUCGUCACUACGGCGUUGGGCAUGUACUCGUCGAUCGAGGGGUUGAUCGCAGCGUUCAACGGAAAAUCCCAGGCCACGAGCUUUGGGUGUGGAAGUCCAGUCUGA